Molecule: messenger RNA, 1305 nt
Organism: Anopheles marshallii
Lineage: Eukaryota; Metazoa; Arthropoda; Insecta; Diptera; Culicidae
Product: galactosylgalactosylxylosylprotein 3-beta-glucuronosyltransferase P
Exons: 5
Coding region: 1-1305 (434 amino acids)
Biological process (GO): chondroitin sulfate proteoglycan biosynthetic process; carbohydrate metabolic process
Cellular component (GO): Golgi membrane
Molecular function (GO): galactosylgalactosylxylosylprotein 3-beta-glucuronosyltransferase activity
Source: RefSeq, a predicted model, not a curated record
AUGCAGAGACAUUACCGGCCGGUAGGGGAAAAGGAAUCAUACCGUCGUCGGCUUACGGGUGCGCCACCGUUCGCAAGCAUGCUCCGAUCGUACAAACUGUACCUGAUGCUGCUGAUCAGCUCGAUCUUCUUUAUCGUGUGCCAGAACCAGGGUUCCAUCACCAGCCUCGUCAGCAAUGUGGCGGCCGCCUCUUCCGCGUCGGUGGACGAUAUGCCCGAGGGGGUGGCGGCCCCACUGCAGGCACUCGGUAACGAUGGCAUUGAACUGCUGUACGGCGAGUCCGAGCCUGCGCUCGGUGCGGAAAAGAUACGCUCGAGAAGCCUUAACUUCAAGGAUGUGCCAUUGAAGCAGAGCGACCGGUCGUCCUCUACUGCCGCGGCGACGAGCAGUUCGGCAGCAACAACAUCCACCACAACCACGGUCAGGACGAUGCCGACAACGACCACCACGAAGGUGGCACCGACGGUGACGAGCGCCAAGGGUUCCCCCAGUGCUGCCGACGCUGGAACGGACGGUAGAGUGACUGAUGUGCCGUAUCGAUUUCCGGUGGACACGAAGCUGCUGCCCCCGCUGUACAUCAUCACACCGACGUACCGACGGCCGGAACAGAUACCGGAGCUCACCCGGCUCGGUUACACGCUGAAGCACGUGCAGAACGUACUGUGGAUUGUGGUCGAGGACUCGGAGAAUCGAACCACCGCUGUCGCCCGGCUGCUGGAGGAGAUUGGCGUACCAUUUGUGCAGCUUGCCGCUCCCAUGCCAGCCCAGUACCGCAAGCAAAAGGUUAAACCACGAGGUGUGUCAAACCGUAACCGAGCGCUACAGUGGAUCCGGGCGAACGCAACGGAAGGAACGCUGUACUUUGCCGACGAUGAUAACACGUACAAUCUGAAGUUAUUCGAGCAGCUCCGUCACGUACGCAAAGUCGCCAUGUUUCCGGUGGGUCUAAUCUCCAAGUACCAGGUCAGCUCACCGGUCGUGAAGAAUGGUACGAUAACGGGCUUCUACGAUGGUUGGCUCGGCGGGCGGAAAUAUCCGCUGGAUAUGGCCGGGUUUGCCGUGUCGGUGAAAUUUCUGCACGCACGCCCCAAAGCCCAGAUGCCAUUCAAGCCCGGUUACGAAGAGGAUGGUUUCCUGCGCAGCUUGGAACCGCUCGAGCUGAAGGAGGUGGAGCUGCUGGCAUCGAACUGUACGGAGAUACUGACAUGGCAUACGCAGGCAAGGAAAAAUCCGCCCGCACCUGCACUGGAUCGGAAGAAGUACGGUGGCACGAACCUGGUACAGCUCACCAGUUGGCUCGUGUAG